This is a messenger RNA of Protopolystoma xenopodis, 531 nucleotides long. The record is from the annotation of a GenBank genome assembly. Lineage: Eukaryota; Metazoa; Platyhelminthes; Monogenea; Polystomatidea; Polystomatidae.
AUGCAGCGAAUACAGAAUGAGCUGAAAUGUCUCGCCUUCCCUGAUUCCCAGUUGGGCUCAGGCAACUUCUCAAUCAAUCACAGUGUGCGCAUUUCCUUCACAGCUGGUACCACAGCGGGUCGUCUUUUGGGCAUAGGACUUCGCGAAAUCUCAGCCUCAGACAUUGACGCUAAGUUUAAAGCCAAUGAAAACUCGAAUGUUUCUAUUCAGGACAGAGAAAGUAGCACAGUAGAUGAUAGCGAUGACUGCUCAAAGAGUAAAAAAUCUGUCGGACUUAACAAAGCAUAUGGCAAUGACAGUUUCUGCGAGGAACCGGUUUGCAAUAGUAUUUUGGUGCAUUUCACCCUAACCGGAUUCACCUCGCCAGGCCCUAGCAGUGAUUGGAUCGUCACAGCGGCACGGUUUACUGAAAUGCUGUUGUCCGAAGACAGGCCGUUGGCAGGACCAGGUUCCGUGGUGAUGCAUUGGCGCACUGAAUGGCACCGACAGGAGGUAAGUGUAUUUUUAGUGAGGAAGAAGAGAGCAGUAUAA